This is a messenger RNA of Amoebophrya sp. A25, 1645 nucleotides long. The record is from the annotation of a GenBank genome assembly. NCBI's taxonomy places the organism in Eukaryota, Dinophyceae, Syndiniales, Amoebophryaceae.
CUUCUUGAGUAAGAUGUAAUGCAAAUGAACAAGAUUGAUCAUCUCGACAAUUUUCUAACUACUCGCUCUCCUGAACAAUACAAGGUGACAUUAUAUAUAUGUUGAUAUAGCAGGUGGUGCUAGUGCUACGACUAGUCAGAGCAACUGUCCAGCGUCCAACAAGAGAAGUCAGAGAUGGCACCACGCACAUCGACGUUUGUUUUUGUGGCCUUAUGCCUUGCUGGAACGACGAGUGUAGAGGCGCGAAUAACGAAGAACCUGCUGCAUUCCAAGAAAGCAGUUUCCAAGGCGCUCACCGAUAAGGUCUCCUUCAACGGAGAGGAAAUUUUCGGCUCUGACCUUGGUGCCGGCUCGAAAGAAGUGGGGAAAUGCUACAAAACGAGUCGACAAGAACCACUGAGCAGCGUGCAGGUGUGCGGUGUCAACAUGAAGGCGGUCGUAUACCUGCCGAACGAUUGCGAGGACAAGGAUCCGCAUAAUGUGGAGGUACCUAGAAGCACUGCUUCUUCUGCUUUUUGUUCGCAUCGCAGUAAUCGCAUUAGCAUAAAUCGCUUUUUCUUUGACAUCAAUUCAAAGAGAGUCAAAAGUUAACAACAAAACAUUGGUAGGCACCGCUUGUCAGUCGUUGGUAAGAACUACAUCUUCAUGGUUCUUCGCGACAGUUUUCUUGCUCUGGAGAAGCACAAAACUGCAGCUUCAUACUUUGAUCCCCAUCACAACUUCCUGCUUCUUUUUGAUGGCUGAAAGCGCACUCCUCGUCCUCGGUUGUUAACAGACGAACAUUCAUUUCCUUUCAGUACAAUUAUGAACAAAGUAAUGAAGGUCCUCCAUGAGGCCAAUCUUUGAUCGCGAAUAAAAUAGGUCGGCGUUUGCGACGCCGGACAGAGCAGCCAAACGUGCGUUUCGGUGACGAGUGAUAAGAAGGGUGAUGCAUAUUGGAUCGACUCAGCGCUAUCCUACAAGAUCGUUCCCUGCGAUGUGCAGGGAGAGGCAUCGACCGAUGACGCUGGCCCAAUCGCCCUGGAUGGCGGUAACUCCACUAACAGCACGAUGCUCCUCUAAGAUGAUCAUAGGUCGUAAGCAGGAACUACUGUAUGCAUAGGUACGUACAUCAUCAGAGUUAGCUGGUGAUGAAAAUGAAGAUAACAUUGUAGAAAGUAGUGAGAGUGACACCAUCUGACUUCAUGUAGCAGCACGGGGUGUAGCACGAGUCAGAUAUACAAGCUUUUCUUCUAUUUUUUUCCGUUCGUUACGCCUUGAAAUCAGAUUUUUUAAAAUCGUGGAACAGCAACGUGUAGAUCGAGAUACGAUAAAAAUGAAUAGACUACCAGUUUUAAUUUGAGUUUCCUGUUUCAUUGUGUUUUCCAUUUUACAAGUUUUGCGAGACCGCUAUUGAAAUGUUUCCAGUUUUGCUCUCCCUGAUAUCCCGUUAUUGUGUUUCCUACCGUAAUGGUUGAGUUCCAUACGCAUGUUGGAACUCAACAGGUGAUCAAUAUAAGCCAAAUUACCUUCGCUUGUUGCAGCGACCUAUCCCAAAAAAGGAUGAUGUGGUCGGUGGACACUGCAGGCGGCAAAUGCAGUGGGCGAACCCACAGAGCUUGUUGUCAUGGAGGGAAUAGAGAGAGAGAGAGUCUGUCAUUCAAAA